This is a messenger RNA of Meriones unguiculatus (Mongolian gerbil), 1189 nucleotides long. RefSeq lists its product as uncharacterized. The record is from RefSeq and is a predicted model, not a curated record. The transcript has 3 exons. Bases 1 to 747 code for a protein of 248 amino acids. NCBI's taxonomy places the organism in Eukaryota, Metazoa, Chordata, Mammalia, Rodentia, Muridae.
AUGUAUCUGCGGGAGAAGGCCCCCCGGGCUCCCCGCUUGGACGUCCCUCCCCUCCCAAGGGUCCAGUCCUCAGGGGACACUCGGAAGAGGACGGAGGUGGCCAUUCCCCAUCCUACUAGCGCACGCCCCCCGACCCCCACCCUCCCGGGGGCUGCGGGAGGCGGAGCCGCUGCAGGCGGGGACCGGCUUCUCCGAGGGGAGGAGCCCGGGCCGGGGCUGGCGGGGACUCUUUGGCGGCUUGCGGCGGAAGGAGCAUCCGCGGCGGUGCUGCGAUUUCUUCCAGCAGUUUCUAGGCCUGUCUCGGCGGUCUCCAGCCCUCCCCCCAGGCUCCGCCUCCCUCGCUGCGGCGGGGGCGGUGUCUUCGCGGCCGCCCGCUACCUGCUGCGGCGGUCCCUAGGCGAUUGUGUCCCCGCCACCCACCCAGUCGCCGCCCUGUGGGGCCACGGUGUGACGACCCCCUCCACGCGUGACCCUAGGAGGCCCACACGGCUGUUGGGGAUGCGGAGCACGGGGUGGACCGCGGAGCGCAGAGGGAGGGAGGGAUGGCCGACCUGCUCAGUCACAGGGCAUGGGAGCUGCGGGGCCCCCUUCCCUGCUGCAGCUCUUUGGACCUACAGAGGAGGGGCCCCUUCUUUUCAGAUUAGCGGGAGCUCCAGGCAUCCCCGUGAAGAUGCUGGUCACAGGUUCGCCCGGUACCAGGCUCCAGAACCAAGUUGGGCCACUGCCUCGGCUCUGCCUUCUCGCUGAGGUGACCCGCCAUGCCUUGCCUGCCUUGCAGCCGGCAAUCUGGCCUUGCCUUUUUCCAAAGCCGCAUCUGGAAGCUUGUCGAACUGAACCCUCGACGAGAGAAUGGCCGCACCCCUGUAAAUGUUCCUCUGCUUUCUUAGCCCACCCUCGCCAGGGUACACACACACACACACACACACACACACCUUUGUUCCCAGUGCUUUCGUGAAGCUUAUCUUCUCUAAUGUGCUUGAUUGUGAAACAGUAGUUCCUUUCUUCAUCCUUGCCCCUCUGUCCACUUCAUCUGUUGUCACCCCAUCCUGAACUGUCUUUAUCCUCUCCUUAAAUGUAGUGUGAGAGAAACCCAUAGAGAAGUCAGUGAAUGCAGAGACACUGGGUAGGGUUGCCAGCAAGGCCGCAGAGUGUUGUGUUGGAUCAUCCUCUGAAACCAGGAAUAACAACA